Messenger RNA from Anopheles arabiensis, 3400 nucleotides. RefSeq names its product N-alpha-acetyltransferase 30A (gene Naa30A). The transcript is spliced from 2 exons. Gene Ontology annotation, molecular function: protein-N-terminal amino-acid acetyltransferase activity. Lineage: Eukaryota; Metazoa; Arthropoda; Insecta; Diptera; Culicidae. Gene Ontology annotation, biological process: N-terminal peptidyl-methionine acetylation. Gene Ontology annotation, cellular component: NatC complex. Bases 615 to 1919 code for a protein of 434 amino acids. The record is from RefSeq and is a predicted model, not a curated record.
GUGCAGCAAUAGGUGACCAGAGCUGCAAUAGCACUGGCAAGGGUAGUAGCAAAAUAAAAGAAAAAGUCCACACAGAAGUAGUCGCCCGUAGGAAAAGUGCACCAGUAUUGUGAUACCCAACCUUUGCCCACCAUUGAAUAGUGCGAAGGGAGGGAUACUCUCUUCCUGACCCCUGGGGACGUACUAAAUCACCUCGUGCAGGUCCGGUGGUGCCACCGAAACUGCACUCCUUCCUGUGAGCAAUCGUCCAUCGGAACGGCACGGGUCAACUCCCUCCCCCUGCGAUCUGGGAAAGGUUGGGAAGGAAAAAAAGUAAGGAAAAAUGAUAUCGAUUACGAAAACCGUAUGAUAGAUCGCGGAUCGUGGAAAAGCACCAAACUGUCCAAUCUGAACCACGGAAUUGUGUUGUGGUGCCCUGUUCAUCCCACUGUGAGCUGUUUGCUGUGGGGAAAGUGCUUGCCCCUCGUUCCAACGUUUUUGUUUGACCAAGGCAAAUCUUUGUGCCAGCUUCCCGGCCGUGCGAGCAGUGGAUUUUUCUUCCCUGUUGUGACAGGAACAAACCUCCAGAAACGCAGAAGACGGUCAAGUUGCAGGCGGCACCCGCUCCCUCCCGAAUGGACGUGAUCGGACCGGACGGGCGUCCGACGGAAACGGGAACAAGCGGUAAACUUACCAAUGGGAACGCAACGUCCGCGGAGGACUGCAGCACGGUGGCCGCGGUAGCGAGCGGUGCCGGAAGGCGCAAGAAGGCCAAGAGGAAAAAUAAAGCUAAAAAUAGCUCUACCGAGCCGGAGAUGACGGGAGAAGCGAAUGCGACAAUCUCCUCCGCCACGCUAGACACGGCAAGGGCGCAACCAUUGGAGGCGGUGCUAGCGAAGCAGGUGCAACAGCGGAAUGCAGCGGUUGUAAAUAGUAAUUGUAGUAGUCAUAGCAGUAACAACCACAGCAGUAGUCAUAGCAACGGGCUGCCGGCCGAGGAGUCGCCAUCGGCCGUCGAUGCGAUCAGCAAGAAGCUGGAGCAAUGUGUUCAAAUCGGACUUAAUGGCUUAACGAAUGGUUUGCCGAGUGCACGAAGUGAAGAGGCAAAUGGUGGUGUCACGUCCUUGCCGCCCACCCAUAAGGACACUCCGGGAAGGAAAAAGGCUCGCAGUAGGGCUACGAAAAAGGGACACGAUAGCACCACGGGUGAGGGGGGAGACUGUGCUGAGCAUGGCAACGCAAAGACCGUCGACAAGGCAGAAGGCAAAUCUCAACGUCCCACAGCAGCAACUGCCUUACAGGAUGCGGAUAGGGGCCAAGUUCAGCAGCCGGCCGAUGCUGACGUAAUGGUGGCAGUACAGCAAGACACGGCCGAGCCGGAACAAGCUUCCUGCGUUCAAGCUACGGCCAGUUGCGCAGAUCCAUCUACCUCAGCGGAUCCAUUGCCAGCGGUGGACGGGAGCAAGCCCGCCCUGACACCGAUGGAGAUUCGCUACCAGGUGUACGAAUCGGAACGCCAGAUGCCCGCCAUCAUGGCGCUCAUUCAGAAGGAUCUGUCCGAGCCGUACUCGAUCUACACCUACCGCUAUUUCAUACACAACUGGCCAAAGCUGUGCUUUCUGGCGCUGCACCGGGACACUUGCGUCGGUGCGAUCGUCUGCAAGCUGGACAUUCACCGGCAGGAGACGCGCCGCGGCUACAUCGCAAUGCUGGCAGUGGACAAGGACUAUCGGAAGCUAAAAAUCGGCACCACGCUCGUGCAGAAAGCAAUACAGGCUAUGGUGGAGGACCACGCCGAUGAGGUGGUGCUGGAGACGGAAAUCACGAACCAACCGGCACUGCGGUUGUACGAAAAUCUGGGCUUUGUGCGAGACAAGCGGCUGUUUCACUACUACCUUAACGGUGUCGACGCGUUACGACUGAAGCUGUGGUUCAGAUGAGCGCAGCUGUACCCCUACCAAACCUAGAUGUCCUUUUGUUUCGUUUGUAUCGAAGAUAAGACGGAAUGUCGCGAUGCCCCAGGUAACAAAGGCAACAAGUCCUCAAUAAACGCCGGCCAAGAUUAGCGACAGGGACGGGGAAAGGGACCGUUGCCAAUUUUGAAUGUGUGCAAAAAGCUAGUGAAUCAAAAUGGCCAGCAUGCUGAAGCCAGUACGAGCUGUAACGGAUACUCAUACGUUUUGUACUAUGCUAUGCGCUCGCAGUUGCGUGAUAUUUCAAAUGGAAUGGGCAUUAAUAGAUAUCAGCAAAAUGUUUUGCAAACAAAACGUUUCUCCUGCCACCCAUUUUCCUUGCACAACCAAAUACUGAACCUAGACUGGAACAAUAUUUAAUCGGUUUCCCCUGCCCCCCUCCGAGAGGAAUUGAAAUGGUUUAGGUCCUUAUGAAGCGAUCGAAUGUAACACAAGGCAGCAUAGGUCAAUAUUUAUGGGAACAGUUCACUGCGCACGCGGUUGCUCAUUGUUCUUGUGCACAGUUUUGUUUUUAUGUUCCUCUUCACCCGAGCGUAACCAUCAUUAGAAGAGUUUAGAUCAGCUUCAGGGUCCGCUUUCACACUGUAUAACUGCAAGCGGCAGUUUGUUGGUGUAUUUUCUUUUUCCCUUCUGUACUUGUUCUUUUUUUUUUAGACAUCAGGCUUUUCUUUCCAGCGAAACGUAUCAGCACAAAUAAUUUAUUUCCCAUCGUAACGAAAACCGUACGACAGCGGCCCUGGUGCUGCUGCUGCUGCUUCGGCUGCAACCGAACGCACUAAGGCACUGAACAAUGAAAAUUUGUAAAACACUUUUACCAUUUGUUUUGUAAUAUAGUACUGUGUAUAUGUAUGCGUGUGUGUGUGAUUGUAUGGGGGUGCGAGUGUACUAGCCAUUUUUAGUAGGGAUUGUUUUUGCUUCAUGCGUGUAUCGUGUUCUUCCAGUCAGUGCUGAGGGUAUAGCAGCGGUCGCCAGGAGAGACCAGGAGAUUAGCAUAGCACAACACCGACACCUGUGUGCAAGCUUUGUUUGUUUCAUUGAUAAUACCGAUAGGAUGUGUUGCUGCAAAAAAGAAGAAAACAAAACAGUUAACAUGUUAACACGUUGGGUGAGGAAUUUGUGUUUGUUUUUCUCUCGAACUUAAGACAUUUCUUUACUUCCACACAUUGGUUCAGAUUUCAAUUUUCUUUUCGGAUGCAAGCAAGGACAGAGCAUUGUAUGGUUUUGGAAGGAUGUGUAACAAAAUGUAGAGAGCUUGGUAAACUUUCUCCAGUCCACACGACGACCACAGGACGGUCACAGGACGGUCGGUUUGUGUCGUUAGCGAAGCUGUAUAGUAGUUAGAAGGGGAGGUAAAUUAUAAUAAAUAAACAACCACGUGAAUGCGAAACAUGAAUCCGAAACGGUUUACCAUUUUGUAAAAAGUAUAACAAUAAAGUCAGAGAAAUUGA